Molecule: messenger RNA, 2904 nt
Organism: Pogoniulus pusillus (Red-fronted tinkerbird)
Lineage: Eukaryota; Metazoa; Chordata; Aves; Piciformes; Lybiidae
Gene: ELOVL5
Product: ELOVL fatty acid elongase 5
Exons: 8
Coding region: 106-993 (295 amino acids)
Biological process (GO): sphingolipid biosynthetic process; fatty acid elongation, monounsaturated fatty acid; fatty acid elongation, saturated fatty acid
Cellular component (GO): endoplasmic reticulum membrane; endoplasmic reticulum
Molecular function (GO): fatty acid elongase activity
Source: RefSeq, a predicted model, not a curated record
CUCCUCCCCGCGGCGUCGCAGCGUGACAGAGCCGGCCGGUGCCCUCCGCCGCCCUCAGCGUUGCUGCUGCCGCUGCUGCUGCUGCCGCUGCCGCCAGGUUGUAGAAUGGAACUUCUGGAUAAAACAAUCAAUAGUUACUUUGAUAUUUGGCUUGGACCCAGAGACCCCAGAGUGAAAGGAUGGUUUCUCCUGGAGAACUAUACACCUACCUUUAUCUUCUCGGUCUUGUACUUACUGAUUGUAUGGCUAGGACCAAAGUACAUGCGCAACAGGAGACCGUUCUCAGGCAGGGGUAUUCUAGUGGUCUACAACCUUGGACUUACACUGCUUUCUCUGUAUAUGUUUUAUGAGCUGGUGACAGGAGUAUGGGAAGGAGGCUACAACUUCUUCUGUCAGGAUACACACAGUGGAGGAGAAGCUGAUAUGAAGAUCAUACGUGUGCUCUGGUGGUACUACUUCUCCAAACUCAUCGAGUUCAUGGAUACCUUCUUUUUCAUCUUGCGGAAAAAUAAUCAUCAGAUCACUGUUCUGCAUGUCUACCACCAUGCCACUAUGCUGAACAUUUGGUGGUUUGUCAUGAACUGGGUGCCUUGUGGUCACUCUUACUUUGGUGCCACGCUGAACAGCUUUAUCCAUGUCCUCAUGUACUCCUACUACGGAUUGUCUGCAGUUCCAGCAAUGCGUCCUUAUCUGUGGUGGAAGAAGUACAUCACUCAGGGGCAGCUGAUUCAGUUUGUCCUGACAAUCUUCCAGACCAGCUGUGGUGUUGUUUGGCCAUGUGCAUUUCCUCAGGGGUGGCUGUAUUUCCAGAUUUUUUAUAUGAUUUCUUUGAUUAUCCUCUUCACAAAUUUCUAUAUUCAGACUUACAACAAAAAGGCAUCCUCGAGGAGGAAAGAGUAUCAGAACGGCUCUACAGCCACCGUCAACGGGUACACAAACAGCUUUUCUUCCCUUGAGAACAAUGUGAAACAAAGGAAACAAAGGAAGGAUUGAAGACCAAACUGAAAAACCAUUUUGAUAACCCCAACAACAAAAUCAUCUGAUUGUAAGCACAAUAAGAGUUGUGCACUAAUACUCUAACAGCUACUGUAACUAUUCCUGCCUAGAAUAGUGUGAUUUAUGUAGGACUUAACCAGUGCAGACACCCUAGAAACUGUAUACAGAACAUAAAAGUAGGUUAAAGUUUCAAAGUAAUUCUGGGCUGUCACUGACCCUGCUGUAGACUGUGGAAGGGAGUAUUAUUGUAGUACCCAACACUGCUGUUGCCUUACUAGUCAAUAUGAUAGGUGCUGAAUUAUGAUUCACCAUUUGAAAACACUGUAAUCUAAACCUCCUGUUUGGUUUUAUUUUCCCUUUCUUUUUUGUUUUUUACUGUUAGAUCCUGCAUGUGAUUGUAGAGGUAGUUUGUACAAUUUGCUGGUUUCAGUAGAUAAAACACACAUGCCUUAAAUUAAAAGCAGGGCCCAAAGCUUAUGACUGGUUUCAAAAUUCUGGGUAUGUUUGAACUUUUUCCUUUCAGUUGACUGACUUUGUAAUAAAAGAAGCCAUUUAGAAGGAUCCCUUCAUCGUUUUGCUGUUCUGUGUGUGUGACACACGACGUUGCAGAGCUCUUAUGUGACACAGUGGAAUUGGAAAGGGCACAUUUAGUUUUGUAUUUGGGGCUUGAACUGGCUGAACAAUAAAAAAAAAAAGAAUUGGGUGGAGAAGUUCUUUUACCUUUUUAAUAGAUCUUAUUUUUUUAUUUGAAGUAGGUCACUUAAUGUAGAAUUAAUUGGCACUUACGCAGUCCAGUAAGACUUAAGUAUGGUCUCUAAGGUUUAGGGUAUAUGUGGGAUGGACCCAUCUUUUCUCUCUCUCUCUCUCUCUCUCUUUUUUUUUAACUUCCCCCCUCCCUUAUUUCUGGUAAUUCUUAAAUGCUAAAUGAAGAGUGGUUUGGUGUGGUUUGGGUUGUUUUAAUUUUUUUUUAACAAGGAAACUGGCAGAAUUUCAACUGUUAUGACCACAGCCAUAUCCACAUCUUAGGAGCUGCUGUUGGAGUAUGUGACAUAUCUGAGUAUUUGACUAUAGAGACAGAAAGAUGCUUUCCUGAUGGUGUUGUCUGUAUUUAUGUUGGUAUCCAUCUGGUCCUUCAUGUAGCAUAUGUUCAUUUUCACAGUGUGCCUAACACAAAUGUUGGGUGGGUUUUUUUUUCCCCCAAACAUCCAAAUUAAACAGUCUAAGUCACACCUAAUGCUUUUUUUUUGGGGGGGUUGGGGGUUUUUUUAUGUUUCUGGAAUGUGCUGGAAAUGUCUGUUUCUGUAGUGUGAGUUGUGUUUAUCACCAGUAACGUUUUGACUUGUUAUCUUGAAGGUUUAGUUUGAGUGCUCGUUGAAGUUACUCCUCCUUGUAAAAUCUUGCCUUGCACAUACGAGGAGUAAGCUGCAAAGUUACUGUCUGUUGCUGAUACUCUGGUAUCUGUCAGGGUAGAGUUUGGCUGGUGAAUAUUUUUAUUCAUUAAGCUCUGCAAAAUUGGAAGAUGUUCUGCUGGUCCUUGCUCAAGUUUAACUCUUUGGGGGGGUUUGAUAUUUAUAUAAAUGCCAGUUUUAACAUGUUUAAUUUUUGAAAAUUAAAUAUUUUUUAGACUUUUUUGCACAUCUCUUAGGGAAUUACUAAGUUCCCCUACUAGCCUUGUGGGUUUUCAUUCCUUGUUUUGAAGGAGACAGUGUCUGUUAUGUUUACAUUAUCAAAUCUUGUGCGUGUCUUCAUUUCCAGGUACUGGUUUGCAGUCUUUACAUAGCUCAGUACAGCAGCUGUAAUGUUCAAAAUAGGCUGUCUAAAUGUGCUAGAAAUAAACCCUUGGCUCAUCUGAAUAUACCUACAUUGUUAAUGUUUGACAUGGUUUAAUCAUUAAAACACUUUUGAUGA